Messenger RNA from Rattus norvegicus (Norway rat), 2328 nucleotides. It is a transcript of the gene Skint4l1, whose product is annotated as selection and upkeep of intraepithelial T cells 4 like 1. The record is from RefSeq and is a predicted model, not a curated record. Lineage: Eukaryota; Metazoa; Chordata; Mammalia; Rodentia; Muridae.
ACAGUUGCUACUUUCAUAGGAACAACAGACAGGAUCAACAGGCUCCGGUGUGAUGGGAGCUGUAAGAGUACCUCUUACUGCACACUGUGUGGUCUUGUCCCUUCUCCAGAUGGUAGCAGUGAGUUCAGAACAAUUCAUUGUGAAUGGCUUACAGAGUCCAGUCUUGGUUCCAUUGGGUGGAAAUCUGGAACUCAGUUGUCAAUUGUCUCCACCACAACAAGCAAAGCAUAUGGAAAUUCGCUGGUUCCGGAAUCGCUAUACAGAGCCGAUAUACCUGUAUAGGAAUGGUAAAGACCUGCUUGGAGAAACUAUCUCUAAAUAUGUUGAGAGGACUGAACUCGUAAAAGAUGACAUUGGAAGAGGUCGAGUAACCCUCAGGAUCUUUAAAGUGACUGCUGAUGAUGAUGGGUCCUACCACUGCUUCUUCAAAGAUGACAAAUUCUAUGAAGAACAUAUCAUAUUGGUCAAUGUUGUAGCAACAAGUUCAGACAUACAGAUUCUUAUGCAUGCCCCUAAUACAAAAGGUGUGAUGUUGGAGUGCCAUUCAAGAGGUUGGUUCCCAGAGCCUCACAUGGAGUGGAGAGACAGCAAUGGAGUGCUCAUUCCAGCUACAUCAAAAUCCCAUUCACAAGAUGAAAACAAAAUCUUCACCAUGAAAACAUCUCUUCUGAUUGAAGCCAAGUCUCACUGGAAUGUCACCUGCUACAUUCAAAACCCUGUAACUCACCAAGAAGAAAGUAUAAGUGUUGUCCUACCAGGUGAGCUAUUUUCAUGGAAAAUUAUUUGGAUUAUGAUUCUGAGUAUAUUAUCAAUUUUACUGAUUACCUUCCAAAUGACAUACAGUAUUAAAGAACAUCUAAUACAUGGAAUAUUUCAGAAGGUAUUAUCACCUACCCUUAACAAAAAUCAAUGUGAUCCUGAUAAAUCUGAAGGCUCAUUAGAGUUUCUGGAGGAAAUAGCUUUAUUGAUUCAUCAAGACUGUGGAGUUGCUCAAAACUGUGGGAAUCCAGAAACGUUGCUGUUCCACCAAAUUUUUGCUACCAUUGAAUGCUCAUGUUCCCCUGAGAAUUCAGAUACUAUAAAGUUCCUAUUGCAAGUGAUAAACGUGACUCCUCAGGUAUCCAGAAUAAAUCCAGAUGCUAUAGAAUUGUUGUUGGAAAUAAUUGAAUUGACCGUUCGGGUAUCAAGUAUGAAUCCAGGACUACAGAAUAUCCAAUGGAUCAAUAGAAAUUAUCCUUGCUGUUGGAACUGUAAGAAGCAUCAGAAAACAAGGAUCAAAAACGGGACAAAAGAGUUGCAGCGGGAAAUAAUUGAGUUGAUUCAUCAAAGUCCCCAUGUGAAUUUGGGAACAAAAGAGAUGUUGUUGAAAAGAAUUGAAUCAAUAUUUCAAAGUUCCAGUAUGAGUCCAGAGACACAACUGAUGCUGUUGUUACAAAAUUUGUCGAAUGUUCGAAGUUUCACUAAGUAUCCAGAUACUGAAGAGUUGCUGUCGGAAAUAAUUGAAUGUAUUCAUCCAAGUUCCAGUGUGAAUCCAGAUGCCUGGUCUAAGAGAAUUCCUCUUUGGAAAAAGAGUGCAAUGGACCUCAUAAUUUCAGUGUUUGCAAUUACAGGAGUCAUGCUCAUUCUGCAUUUAAAACAAAGAGAUUCAGACCAACAUUUUGAGUUGGACACCCUGUGGUUAGAAGAUAUCACUAUGAUCCUGUGUGUGCUGAUAGUGUUCAACAUCAAACUCAUGUCACUGAUUUACUUCAGAAUGUAUGGAUAUUUACCUAGUGGUGAAGUAUGUAAAUGUAUAUUGAACAACAUAUUAAGAUUUUCACAAUCCCUAUUUUUCAUAGUCUCCUCUGCAAUAAUCCUACUUAAAUAUCUGCAAUUACAGAACAAAGUUUCUUUUUCAGAUCCCUUAUUUUCCUUGUACAGUAGCUGGAUGGUGAAUAUAUUUGUAAUUCUAGGAUUUCUCCUGGCAAUUUUCAAUGUUGAAACCUUUGCAACAUUAUGGCUAUACAGACAAUAUAUCUUAAGACACAAAAGAAGAAACAAUGACAGAUGGAGAUGAAAGAGCAGUUAUGCUCUUAUCCACUGAGCGAAUGUAACACCAAUGUAGCUAUAGGAGGAAUGAAUGGUAUUGCCUGCCUCAGCAUAAACACCAGGAGCCAAGCACCGUCAAAGUCAUCUCCUGCAGGAGGACCUAAUUGAAGACUGCCUCAGAGACCAAGGAUUGCUGAAGCAGACAAUACCAGCCAAUCAGGAGCUGGUAUUUACAAGAGAUGCUUUCUUGAGACCAUUGGGGUUGGGUGAAGGUUAUUAAAGAAACUUGCAGCAGUAUUC